GAGAGAGACGGGGAUACACAUCGACUGAUAGUCUCCAGAAAUCAGGAGCGUGCAUUGACUGCUUUCGGACAGGGCAUGGAAGGGAUGCAGGCAAAGAUACAGAGAAGCAAAUUAUCUUCAGGUGACACUUUGAGCCGAUAUUCCGCCGUGUUUGUCUUCCUCGCCUGUGUGGGUGUUGCCAGCUGGAAGCAAACGGCCUCUGCCCCCCUGAGCCCCGGAACCACAGACUGGCCGGCGACCUCAGUGCAACUGCCCAACCUCAAUCAGAGCCGGGAGUCGCCAGGACCAGUGACCAGCAGCUGGAGGACAACGCGGAGAAGGUUCAUCCGCUUCACCCUCAACAACGAUGAGUACGAGGACUACGAGGAGGAAGAGGCCACGCCGCCGCCCACCCGGAGGGGUCCCCUGCCCCGCUGCGACUACAACCCUUGCAGCCACAUGCAGGUGCCUUGCGAGGAACUGCAGCGCGCCCAGCCCUGCCUCUGUCCCGGGAUCUCGGGCGAAGACAUCCCGCCGGAGCAGCCCAGGAUCCGGCGGGUGACGGGGACGUCGGACUCCGAGGCCAGCGUGCACUGGUGCGAGCCGUCCUCGGUGGUGAGCGGUUACCGCCUGGUGUUCUGGCCGGAGGGCGCCUCGGAAAACGUGACCACCCAGCUCAUCCCCAGCCGCCAGCGCCUCUUCACCCUGGCCGGCUUGGAGGCGGCCACCACCUAUGUGGUCUGCGUCCUGGCCUUCAACCCGGCCGGCGCCAGCCAGCUCACCAAGCGGGACCUGGACGGGGCGGAUCCCGGGGCGGGACCCUGCCUCGUUUUUGCCACCGGCUCCACCCGCAGGCUGAUCCUCUACAUCGGCGUCACCAUCUGCCUCCUCGUCCUGCUCAGCGUCCUCUGCGUCCUGCUGAGGUGCCUCUGCGCCAAGCACCGGGAUCCCCCGACCCCCUCAUCGGUCGCCCUCGGCUUGCGCAACCCGAUCUACGAGCACGACAAGGGCACCUCGCAGUCCUAGCUUGUGCCCAGGGUGGUGUUGGAUACCGAAGCCCACCCGGUUCCCCUGGCGUGGUUGCUGAGCCCCCGCGGCAGUGGGGGUAGGGAGGUGGAGGGGUGGGCGAGGAUCUAAUGGCAGGACUUCAAUGUUCUGGGCUACCCCCAGCAAUGCCAGGAAAAGGCUCCUGGAAGUCGGGUAAGAACCUGGGAGCAGGAGUGGGCCACUCGGCCCCUCGACCCUGUCCCACUAUCACUUCUACCUCUUGUAGUCUAAUUCCUUUAAUAAUCAGAAAACUACUGGUCGUUCUUCUGAAUGCACUCGGUGACGGAGUCUCCACAGCCCCUCUUGGGCAGAGAAUUCCAAAGAUUCGCCACCUUCUGGGUGAAGAAAUCUGCACCUUCCCUGCAACCGGCCUGUCAGGUCCCGUAAGCAGCUGCUAGAGGGAACUCAGUGCGUCAGGCAGCAUCUGACCCGCCGAGUGGAGGGGAAUGGACAGUCGACAUUUCGGGUCAAGGCCCUUCAUCUGGACUGAGAUAGCGGGGAGAUGGCCGGUAUAAAGAGGUGAGGGGAGGGUUGGAGAAGAAUAGUGGAUCCAUUUGAGGAGGCAAGAGUGGAAUUAGCUGGGAGGUGAUGGGGCAAAGGCACGCAGAAUGAUAGAAUCUGACAGGAGAGGAGGGUGGACCGUGGUACCAAAUAAGGGAGGUGGGGUCUCUUGUGUCUGCAAGUCCUUUAAGAAUUGUUUCAAUGAGAUCUCCUCUCAUUCUUCUAAACUCUGGAGAGCACAGGUUCCGUCUUCUCAAUCUGUUCUCACACAGCAAACCUGCAUCCCUGGAAUUAGUCUGUUGUAUCUUGCUGCAUUCCCUCUGUAAUCCUAUUUUAAUUAACGAGAACAAAUUGGACACAAUAUUCCAGGUGAGGUCUCACCAAGAACCUAUACAAUUGUAGUACGACGUUCUACCUCAUCCAUCCAGGGCAGCCCUGUCCAACAACGUGCUCGUCGCAUCACUCGACAGGGGGAGUAAGGUGGGGCAAAGUCCAGGUGAAUGAACCCCAAGCUGUUUCAUGUGUCCUACACAAGCCCACAUUCUGUACACCCACUUCUUUGGUCUUGCUUCAUACUUUGUGCUGUCAGCACCGUCCUCAGGCAAUCUAACGGACGGCCGAUUUUGUCAGCUGGACGCCAGCCCCUCAUCAUGUUGUGGAGGGAAUGAGAGAACUGUGAGUUAGUGACGCUCAUGGCCCAACUUAAUUCUGCUUUAAGGGUGAGGGAGGGCAAUGAAUCAAAGCCUGUUGUACCAGACCCUAUUGUGUUCCCUCAUCCAAGUGCAGCCCCCCCCCCCCCCUCCGUCACCCUUCAUCGCUGAGUUUUUCCUGCUCAGGUGUGUCCAUCACAACCAAGAGCAAGCUUUGUGGGAUAGACUGAUGGCCAAAGAGUUUCUAUUCAUUAGGAGUGGCACAGAGGUGCACCGGGGAGAGCUGCUGCUUCACAGCUCCAGCGACCUGGGUUCAAUCCUGACCUCAGGUGCUGUUUGUGUGGAGUUUGCACGUUCUCCCUGUCACUGCGCGGGUUUCCCCCACAUCCCAAAGGCAUGCAGGUCAGUGGGUUAAUUGCCCCCAGUAUAUAGGUGAGUGGUAGAACCUGGGGGGGGGUCUUUGUGGGGAAAAUUAAGAGGGGAAUGGGAAUGAGCUGGUAGGGACUCGAUGGGCUGAAAGUGCCUUCCUCUCUGCCGUAAGGAAAUAGUGUUAACUGCCCUCAGGUUGAAUUCCUCCCUCCUGCCUGCUCUUAUCAGAGCAGGUUACUGCACAUAUUCCUAUCUGAUGACUUUGUCCGUCUGCGCCUGCCAGUCAAGUGGCCAAGCAGACAAGAGGGGAAGAAUGCUGAGCAAUAACAUGGCUCAGGGGUGUGGAUGCAGGUAUCUGACGGCAUAGCUGGAGAAUAUGUCAUGUGUGACGUGUUUCAGAUUCACCGUGCGGUCCAUGACUCACAAGCUCCUGCCGAAAAUUUGGGAGGAACUUCAAAAACUGGUAGCUGACUGGCAGCCAAAAUUGGGGAAAGUUGCUGUUUGAUUAAUUGCAGUAAUUUGCAGUGUCAGCAGGUUACGUUUGUAAAAUGGCUCACGCUACUUGAGCACUUUUUUUCUUAACAGAAUGUUUAAACCGUAACAUUGACUCCUGUCUGUGGAGUGUUUUACAGAAGUAACUGCUGCUUCUCAUUCAAUACAUGUACUUCUGUGAACCGCUCCAAUCUCUGCUCCAAUCCAACAUGACGUGGGUUUGAGAUCAGGAAGUGCUACAGAGACAGGUGGGUUGUGUGUUUAACAUAGAACAGUACAGCACAGGAAAGGCCCUUCAGCCCAUGAUAGUGUGCCAAACUAAUUAAACUAAUCCCUUCUGCCUGCACAUGGUGCAUAUCUCUCCAUUCUCUGCAUAUUCAUGGAUCUAUCCAAGAGCCUCUUAAACACCUCUCCCAUAUUUGCUUCCACCCCCCACCCCUGGCAGCACAUUCCAGGCACCCACCACUCUCUGUGUUAAAACAAACUCCUCUGAACUUUCCCUCUCUCACCUUAAAUGCAUGCCCUGUAGUAUUAGACAUUUCUACCGUGGGAAAAAGAUAUCAGCUGACUACCUAUGCCUCUCAUAAUCUUAUCUGUCAGGUCUCCCCUCAGCCUCUGCCACCCCAGAGAAACCAACCUAAAUUUGUUCAACCUCUCCUUAUAGCACAUACCCUCUGAUCCAGACAGCAUCCUGGUGAAGCUCUCCUGCACCCUCUCCAAAGCCUCCACAUCCUUCCUGUAAUGUGGUGACCAGAAUUGAAUGCAAUACUCCAGAUGCAGCCUAACCAGAGUUCUGUAAAGCUGCAACAUAACUUCCUGACUCUUGAACUCAGUGCCUCAACUAAUAAAGGCAAGCAUGCCGUAUGCGUUCCCUACACCCUGUUGACUUGUGCAGCCAACUUGUUGGGGUUUUGAGGAUGUGUGGGUGGACAGCAAACCCCGGGGGGCUAAGAGGAGGCUGGAAAACAUCAGGGCAGCUGAGGUGGAGGUCAGAGGCCCUCGGACUGGCAGAGAUGGAAACUCGAGAUCCUGGGAACGGCAAAGAGGGAGGGCAGAGACCUGGGAGUGGGUCAAGUUACUCAGCUCAUUGGGCCAGAGACACGGAGUUAACGUUUCCAGUUGGAGACCCUUCAUCGGAACUGGGAUUGUAAGAAAACAAGCUAACAUUGUAGAAAGGGUGUGGGAGGGAUGGAAAGGACAAAGUAAAUAUCUUGGGUGAGGCUACAUUUGUCUAGAUGAUUCCAAUGUUUACGGAGCUGAAGGGUUAACAGGGGAAGUUAUACAGUAUGGAACAGGCCCUUCGGCCCAACUUGUCCAUGCCACCCAAGGUGUCUUCCUGAGCUGGUUCCAAUCGGAAACGUUAGCCCUGUUUCUCCACAGACCUGCUGAGUGUUUCCAGGUUUUUCUGUUCUUAUUUUGCAUCUCCAGCAUCUGAGGAUUUUUAAAAAAUUCUAUUGGUGCAGAGGGCUGGUAAUGUGGAAUUUGCAAGAAUGCAUCUUAGAUGGGACUUGGACCUGUUGAGCUCCUUAUUUGUCUGCUGCUCUGUUCUGCUGCAGACUCUGGAAGGUCAUGGAGUCAAACAGGACAAAAGCAGGCCCUUCGGCCCAUUAGAUCCAUGCCAACCUUCAAACGCCCAUCUAUACUAAUUCCAUUUACCAGCACUUGGCCCUGUCAUCUUCUAUGCCUUGGUGACUCAAGUGCUUGUCUUGAUGCUUCGUAGAUGUUGUGAGAGUCUCAGUCUGUACUCCUUCAGGCAGUUGUGUUCCAGAUUUCGACCACCCUCUGAGUGAAAAGAAUUCUUCCUCAGAUCCCUUCUAAACCUCUUUCCCCUACCUUAAAGCCAUGUCCUCUGGUUUUAUGGACCUCUGCUAUGGGGAAAAGUUUCAUACCAUCUGCCUCAUCUAUGUCCCUCAUAAUUUUGUGGUCUGAAGCCCGAAGUGCUUGCAAGGUCAUGUAUUAUUGUCUGCCAGAUUAUCUCAAUCAACUGGGCUGGGGAUUCUGUGUGGUGCUGGUGGUGGGGGUGUACUAAAGAGAUCUUUUGAGGUACCCAGGUCCCUCCAUUAUUUCACCUGCAGGGCUCUGGACCAAUCGCAAGGGAGUGGGAUUAACCUGAAGUGCACUGUUAGCUAGAAAGGACAUGAUGGGCCAAAUGGCCUCUGAUAAAUUUCUAUGAUUUCUCAGUACAUGUAUGUAUUAAUGUCUGUUAGUCAUUGUAUGAUCUGGAAAUGAUUUUGAUUCCUAAUAAAUCUUUCUGUACUAUGAUUUCUCAAUACAUGUACAUAUUAAUGUCUGUUAGUCAUUGUAUGAUCUGGAAAUGAUUUUGAUUCCUAAUAAAUCUUUCUGUACAGUUUUGAUAUUAAUAAACAUAUUUGUGUAAAUCUCUCUCU
Messenger RNA from Pristis pectinata (smalltooth sawfish), 5425 nucleotides. RefSeq names its product LRRN4 C-terminal-like protein. Lineage: Eukaryota; Metazoa; Chordata; Chondrichthyes; Rhinopristiformes; Pristidae. The coding region runs from base 76 to 1005 and encodes 309 amino acids. The record is from RefSeq and is a predicted model, not a curated record. The transcript is spliced from 2 exons. Gene Ontology annotation, molecular function: protein binding.